This is a messenger RNA of Oryza brachyantha (malo sina), 1304 nucleotides long. RefSeq lists its product as uncharacterized. Lineage: Eukaryota; Viridiplantae; Streptophyta; Magnoliopsida; Poales; Poaceae. Gene Ontology annotation, cellular component: signal peptidase complex; membrane. Bases 1 to 1134 code for a protein of 377 amino acids. The transcript is spliced from 5 exons. The record is from RefSeq and is a predicted model, not a curated record. Gene Ontology annotation, biological process: protein targeting to ER.
AUGGCGCCGCGACCGCGUGCAGCAGUCGUCGCCGUCGCCGCUCUCCUCGUGCUCCUCGUGCUGGUGGUGCUUCUGCGGCCUUCGUGCUCCCUCCCCGCUGUCGUCUUCAGCGUCACCAGACGGCGGCUCGACGGCGGCGGCGGCUCCCGUCGUCCCUCGCCGUCCCCGGCGCCGGCGCCGGCGCCGUCCCCCACCACGAACGGUGGCGACCACCGAAGCCCCACGGGCGCGCCUCAUCCGCGGGGUGGUAGAGGCUCGCGUGGUGGUGGUCCGGCGCCGCGGGGGAGGAAGAGGAAGCCGAGGCUCAACCUCGGCGAGAGGGUCGGGAUCGCGCUCGCGGCCGUCGCGGCGGCAAUGCAGGUGGCCCUGAUCGGCGCGUGCCUGGGGCUGCUCGCGCGCCAUCUCCGGCGCCGGCAGGGCAAGGCCCGCGAGGAGGAGGAGGCGGGGGCGCUGCCGUCAUCCUCUUCCGCGCCACCGGCAAACAUUGCAUCAUACUGUUCAGUAGUACCCACCAGGCCACGACAUCCUCCUCUGUCUCGAGUCUCGACGGCGACGACGACGCGGAUAGCGACCAACGGCGGCGGCGCCCCCGCCUCCUCACCGGCGGCGAACAAGGCCAACCUCCUCGACCCCUACUCCAUCAAGCACCUCCUCGACGACACCGUCUCCGAGGCCGUGAAUAGCAAGGGCUACGCCGAGGACACGCGGCUGAGCAGCCGGAAGCUGGCGGUCGGCGCGGCGGUGGUCGCCGUCGCGCUCCUCGCGCAGUUCUACCCCGGGAGGUUCCCCGAGAACAGGGGCGUCCUCCUCGUCUGCAUCGCGCUGUACGCGGCGCUCAACGUGGUGCUGCAGAUCGUUAGCUACACCAAGGAGAAGAACGCCAUCCUCUUCGCGUAUCCUCCUGAGGGUUUAUUUAAUAGCACUGGACUUGUUUUAUCUUCAAAAUUACCAAGAUUGUCAGACUUGUAUACCCUCACAAUAGCAAGUGCAGAUCCACAGUAUAAAUCUUCAACUGAUCGAGUGCAUUUCACUAAGAGUGUCACAAAAUGGUUCACCAAAGAUGGGGUUCUUGUGGAAGGUUUGUUCUGGAAGGAUGUUGAGAAACUGAUUGAUGACUACAACAGGAGCAAAUGAAAGGAUAGCAUACUUAUCAAUGUCAUGAAGCAACCGUUCGCUUACUACAUCUGUUAGUUCUUGCAUAUGCAUAGCAAAAAUCUCUUUCUGAAAUCAAUGUUUAACUGAAUUUUGUUAUACAAUUUUGUGACGUGUCCUGGUAUUAACUGAUGAUAUGAUGUGUCAAUUCC